AUGUCUGAAAUUCAACCCGCCCACGCCCCCGGAUCGCAAGGCCAACCCCCCCGUGGUGGUCGCCGACGAGGACGGGGCGGAGGCUUCGGAGCUGCCCGCCAAUCUGAACAAUCUGAGAGCCAACAGACUCCUUCCCACGCUGGUCCCGGAAAAGGCCAAAGAUCUAGAGGUCAUGGCUCCCGCCGAGGCGGUGGCGCCGGAGGACGCGACAAGCAGGCUCGUCCUGGGAACAAUUCUGAGCCGUCUGCGGAUGGUUCAGCUGGCGGACAGGCUUCUGAAGGCAAAGCAAAGCAAGCUGUUGCGGCGGCGACAGACGAUGCGGAUGACGGCGAAGUCUGUUUCAUCUGUGCCUCAAAAGUCGAGCACACGUCGAUCUCGCCCUGCAACCAUCGGACUUGCCAUAUCUGUGCCAUUAGGUUAAGAGCUCUGUAUAAGAACAAGGCUUGUGCACACUGUCGGACGGAAUCCAGCCAUGUCAUCUUUACGGACGACCAUGCGAAGCGCUUCGAGGAUUUCACAGACAAGGACUUCUCCCAGAAGGACGACAACCUCGGAAUCAAAUAUGAGAACAAUGACAUUUUUGAGGAUACAGUCCUGCUGCUGCGGUACAAUUGCCCGGACAGAGGCUGUGAUGUGGCUUGUUUGGGAUGGCCUGACCUGCACCGUCACGUCAAGAGCAAGCAUGGCAGAGUGAUGUGUGACCUUUGUACCCGGAACAAGAAAGUAUUCACGCAUGAACACGAACUAUUCACCAACGCCGAACUACGCAAGCAUGAGAAAAGCGGAGAUGAUGUACCCGGUGCCAUUGAUCAGAGCGGUUUCAAGGGUCACCCUGAAUGUGGUUUCUGCCGGCAGCGCUUCUAUGGCGAUGAUGAACUCUAUGCCCACUGCCGCGACCGUCAUGAACGAUGCCACAUCUGCGAUCGACGGUCUGGAGGCCGUCAACAGCAAUAUUACGUUGACUACAAUGCACUCGAGGGCCACUUCCAGAAAGACCACUUCCUCUGCUUGGAUAAGGAGUGUCUAGAGAAAAAAUUUGUUGUCUUUGAAUCCCAGAUGGAUCUGAAGGCCCAUCAACUGGAAUGUCACCCUAAUGGGCUCUCUAAGGAUGCAAGGCGUGAUGCGCGGCUCGUGGAUCUAUCAUCAUUCGACUACAGAACUCCGUAUCAGCCCCAAAACCAACGUCGGGGCGCUGGCCGGGGACGCGAUCCCAACUCGGAGCCCUUGCCGGUAUCUACCGCCCAGCCAUUGACCAGAGCCGAGAUCGCCUAUCAACGGCAGAUGGCUAUCCAAAGCGCGCAGUCGGUUUCAACCCGCAGUUUCGGCGGCCAGCUCACUCGUGAUGACACCCAACCGGUACGUGCUCCUGCUCGAUCCGCGGUCGCCGAAAUGGAAAACCUCGGCCUCGCUGCCGACUCGGGCUCCGCCUCUCCCCAAGAACAAGCACGCCGUCUACGCCAUGCGGCAGUGGUCGAGAGAGCCUCGAAUCUCCUGAGCAACGACCAGAACAAAAUCAAAGAAUUCCGAACCAGGGUGUCCAGCUACCGCACCUCCUCCAUCACCGCAACCGAACUCAUCGAUGCCUUCUUCUCUCUAUUCGAUACUUCCAGUUCCGAACUGGGUAAACUGGUUAAGGAGCUCGCCGAAAUCUACGAGGAAGACAGCAAGCGAAACGCACUGCUCAAGUCCUGGAAUGACUGGCGCGCAAUCAACGAAGACUAUCCAGCUCUCCCGGGACCCGGCGGCAUACUCCCCGGCAUGUCCCCGGAGACCGUGAACGGAAGCGGGAUGGGAGGCAAACGUGUUCUGCGCUUGAAGUCCUCAACUGCCCAAUCCUCCCGUUCGGCCGUCGGUAGAAGCGGCGCCUUGCCUUCAUCGGCAUCCUCCGCCAACCCCUUCCCUCCCCUCUCAUCCUCCUCCGCUCGCUCCACCCCUCGAUCCUCCACCCCUGCCAGAUCCACCCCUUGGGGCACUCCAGUUGCUGCCACAGCACCCCCAACAUCAUCUCUCCGCACUGCUGCCACCUCCCGUCCCACCUCCCGCCCGCCUUCCCGCCCUGUCAACACGAACGCCGAUGCCUUCCCUGCUCUCCCUGCCGCAGCAAAGCCCAACGUUCUCAUGGCCGGUCUCACCCGCGGAACCGUCCGCUGGGACGACCGUCGUGCGCCCCAAGCAAACGCCUGGUCUUCCUCGUCCCCGAACGAAGCGGAAACCUCCCCCCGAAAAAAAUCGAAGAGCGACACCAUGGCGACUCUUCUUCCUCCCCCGACGAAACGCCAGAAGACCGAGACCGCUGAGCGGGCCCGUUUGCAGCAGGAGAUCCAGAGUAUCCCGGAAAAUCUGGGCAGCAUUCGAGUGCAAUUCUUCGACCAGGCGACGGGAUCAGCCACCGGGCCGGCGGUGUCCGUCCCUGUAGCCGAUGCCAGUGUGAAAAAUCUCGAGACCCUUCUGAACACGUUACAAGGCAAUACCAUCGACAUUCUAUCCGACUUGUACCAUUCCCUCCUCAAGCCUGGUGUCAAGACAACCGAAGACACCGUCCACCUUUACUUCACCCCCCAAGCCGUUUUCCGCGUCAAAGCCGUCUCGCGAUGCUCGGCAUCCAUCGCCGGGCAUGGCGAAGCAAUCCUUGCGACCUCCUUCUCCCCCGUCAAUUCGUCCACAAUGGUCACGGGCAGCGGUGACUCCACCGCCCGCAUCUGGGAUUGCGACACUGGCACUCCCCUGCACACCCUCAAAGGACAUACCAGUUGGGUGCUGGCCGUCAGCUUCUCGCCCAACGGCGCUAUGAUCGCAACAGGUAGCAUGGAUAACACCGUGCGCGUCUGGGACGCAAAGAAGGGCCAAGCCUUGGGAGCUCCCUUGAAGGGCCACGCGAAGUGGAUCACCAAUCUCGCCUGGGAGCCUUACCACCUACAAGAGUCCGGCCGGCCGCGUUUGGCCUCCGCCUCUAAGGACUCGACGGUUCGCGUAUGGGAUGUGGUCUCGAAACGGAUCGAUUUCGUUUUGACCGGCCACAAGGGCUCGGUUAGCUGUGUCCGCUGGGGCGGCACCGGGAAGAUCUACACGGCUUCCCACGACAAGACCAUCAAGGUGUGGAAUGCCCAGGACGGCACCCUGAUCCAGACGCUAUCCGCGCACGCACACCGGGUGAACCAUCUGGCUCUAUCCACCGACUUUGCCCUCCGCACAGCAUACCACGAUCACACCGGCCAGGUGCCGCAGUCGGAAUCCGACAAGGUGGCUGCGGCCAAGAAGCGGUUUGAGCAGGCCGCCACCGUCAACAACAAGAUCGUAGAGAAGCUCGUCUCGGCGAGUGACGACUUCACCAUGUACCUGUGGGAACCCGAGAACUCCAACAAGCCGAUUGCCCGGCUCCUAGGUCACCAGAAGGAGGUCAAUCACGUCACAUUCUCGCCGGACAUGGCAUACAUCGCAUCGGCGGGAUUCGACAACCACGUCAAGCUUUGGAACGGCCGCGAUGGGAAAUUCAUCACCACCCUGCGUGGGCACGUGGGCGCCGUCUACCAAUGCUGUUUCUCCGCCGACUCACGACUCCUCGUAUCCUCAUCCAAGGACACCACCUUGAAGGUCUGGAAUGUGCGGACGGGCAAACUGUCCGAGGACCUGCCGGGCCACAAGGACGAGGUAUUUGCGGUAGACUGGAGUCCGGACGGGCAGAAGGUGGGCAGUGGCGGUAAGGAUAAGGCAGUGCGGAUAUGGAGAAACUAA
This is a messenger RNA of Aspergillus heteromorphus CBS 117.55, 3732 nucleotides long. Its product is annotated as E3 ubiquitin-protein ligase HEL2. Gene Ontology annotation, cellular component: nucleolus. Gene Ontology annotation, biological process: ribosomal large subunit assembly. Bases 1 to 3732 code for a protein of 1243 amino acids. The record is from RefSeq and is a predicted model, not a curated record. Lineage: Eukaryota; Fungi; Ascomycota; Eurotiomycetes; Eurotiales; Aspergillaceae. Gene Ontology annotation, molecular function: protein binding. The transcript has 7 exons.